AUGAAUAAAGAAGAAUUAUUGGGUUUUCUACUAGAUGACAGUAUUGAUAGCCAAAAAAGAUGCGUCACGGAUCAGCAGGCCUACUCUAAUUGGUUAAAGAAUGAUAAUGAUGAACGUACGGCCCAUGAGGAAAGCUCUUCACAAAGUACGAUAGCCGCAUUGAAUAAGAAGAAGCAGACAGAAGCUGCUCAAGAAGAUAUAGAAGAACUGUUAAACGGCUUAGAAGGCAUUAUUGGAGGAGCCGACCCCCGUAAUCUCAAGAGUAAGUCAAAGAGGAAAACCAAAAAGGGCGGAUCGAAACCAAGGGAAGAAAACGUGAAUACGGAGAAACAUAUUGUAAUGCUCGAGGUAGAAGAUUUUAGUGAUAUGAGCACCCACGAAGAUGUCAACGGAGCAAGUCCGUCGCCAAAUCUGGACCGGUCGAAGAAGAAUGAGAAGCGAAGGAAAAACGCCAAGGAGCUGUCAUACGAUGAACUAAAAGACAAACUAGAAGUUACCACUCGCAAAUCACGUCUUGAGUGCAAAGACUUGAAAAAGAAAGUUCAUGGGCUCGAAAGAAGGAACCUUGAACUUGAACAGCGUUUAGAAGAGCUGAAGAUUGAGAACCAGACUUUGAUAGAGAUUAACAAUAAACUGUUGAAAAACACUAAUGAGGAUGAGAUUAACAAGAGCCAGAGGAACAAGGAGAAGGACCGAAAGCGGAGGGAAAGAAGAACGGCAAGGAGAAAAGAUGAAAGAAAGCAGGAAAAAAAGCAGGAAAAAAAGCAGGAUAAUAAAACAUCUCAAUCUUUUCCUUCCUCAACUGACAUGAAUGGACAGCCUAUAGAAUUUUGA
This is a messenger RNA of Saccharomyces cerevisiae S288C, 834 nucleotides long. RefSeq names its product Ska1p (gene SKA1). Gene Ontology annotation, cellular component: cytoplasm. Lineage: Eukaryota; Fungi; Ascomycota; Saccharomycetes; Saccharomycetales; Saccharomycetaceae. The record is from RefSeq and is marked reviewed. The transcript has a single exon. Bases 1 to 834 code for a protein of 277 amino acids.